CCACCCAGAAGGACAGCAAAAGAGGAAAAAGAACAGAACAACAAUGCUGAGAUUUGCUGUCACCCUCUUUGCUGUCAUAACGUCAUCUACCUGCCAAAAAUACGGAUGUCUGGAAGGGGACACCCACAAAGUGAAGCCAAGUCCUGAGCCAAAUAUGCAUGAAUGCACUCUGUACUCUAAAUCUUCCUGUUGCUAUGCAGACUUCACAGAGCAAUUGGCUCAUUCCCCAGUAAUUAAAGUAAACAACAGCUACUGGAACAGAUGUGGGCAGCUCAGUAAAUCCUGUGAAGAUUUCACAAAGAAAAUUGAGUGCUUUUACCGGUGUUCUCCACAUGCUGCUCACUGGAUCCAUCCCAACUACACUGCUGCUAUUCGGUCUGUUCCGUUGUGUCAAAGCUUUUGUGAUGACUGGUAUGAAGCCUGCAAAGAUGAUUCCACAUGUGUUCGUAACUGGCUGAUGGACUGGGAAUGGGAUGAAAGUGGAGAAAACCACUGUAAGAAUAAAUGCAUUCCGUACAGUGAGAUGUACGCAAAUGGGACUGACAUGUGCCAGAACAUGUGGGGCGAGUCAUUUAAGGUGAGCGAAUCCUCCUGCCUCUGCUUGCAAAUGAACAAGAAGGACAUGAUGGCAAUGAAGUAUCUCCCCUCCGAAAGCUCUGAGGAAAGCUCCAGCAUCAGCAGCAGUGAGGAGCAUGCCUGCCAAAAGAAACUCCUGAAGUUUGAGAAACUAAAGGGAGAGAAAGGGGAACAGACAAGAUAAGUGCUGGUGGAUGUAUGUCAGGACAAGAGAAAUCGCCGUGGAGGCUGGGCUCAGGGCAUCACACCAGCCUGCUUUAUCCCUUACUUCCUAGAACAUAAUAAAUCAAUGGCUGGUUAUAUUAAUCUUUCUCUGAUGUUUUUGCAUCUGCAUCACAAAGCUCCCAGACAGGUUAGCACAGGUUUAAUCUUGUGACUUGAACUGAACAGCUAGAAGCCUGAAGGUAGCAUCUUGAGGUUGACGUUCAAAGAGGAGAGGCAUAGGCAGCUCUUGCUGACUUAAGGUGGAACAGUGAGAACUAGAGACCUCUGGAAGGCCAUGCCAGUAAUGCACCGAAUCUUCAACCCAAACCCUUCAUUAGCGUAGGCACACAGUACUCCCGUCACAAGUUCCUGUGUGGCUCCACUCAGAUAAAGAGGAAAUGCUGCAGGCAGAAAUAAGUCAGUGAGCCUGGCUACUGACCACUGAAAGUGUAUUUAUUUUGUAUCUCAAAAACAUUCUUGCAAAACAGGGGAUUGUGGUGUACUAGAUAAAUUCCUGGAUCCAUAUAUUGCCAGUAUACAGUAUACACGGUCUGUCGCAAUGGGCUUUUACCUUAAACAACAGCAAUACCAAAGUCUCCUAAAAUAUGAAUUUGAAGCAUAAUUUUGAGUGCAAUUAACCUCACUGAAUGAUUCCAAGCAGAAUCAUCUCUAACAAACAGAAGUGUCAGGGAGGACCCCAACUAGGUAUCUCACAUCAGUAAUUCUGCUUCCCAGCAUCAGUGUUAUGGUGAAAGUAAAACUAAAAUCUGCAUCAGUCCCAGAGGGACUCAUCAGGUAAGGAUGAAUGAAAUCCUGAUUUCGCUUAGGCAUCCAUAGUCCCUCUGAUAUCGCAGUAGAGCAGGCAGGUCUGUGUCAUUCUGUACAGCCUUUCAUAGUGGUAUCACCAGGGAAACUAUGAGAGGUAUUUAAUUUGGGCAGUCAAAUUAUCCAACUGUGAAAAUCAGCAUCAUCUCAGUGCUUGCUAUGGAGCUAGGCACCUUACCGCACUUAAGCACUGAAUUGUUUUUAGAGUGAUACUUUGCCACAUCUGUAUUUCAUGCUAACUGAAUUUGUCAGUUCUACAGUUUGAAAAGAAAGAAUAAGAAUUUGGUCUUCUGUAAAGCUCUGACAGUCCUUUUCCCCCUAUUUCACUAACUCUGUUUUCUCCUGUCCUUCUUUAUUGCACCUGAAUCAGAGCAGAAAUUUCCCUGCUCUUUAUUUUGCUGUCCUCAAAAUUCAAGAAUUAAUUAUCCCCUCUCGCUGGCAUAACGCCAGCUUUUUCUGUAUCACCAUGGCCAAAGAUUUCCACCAUUUUCUUUAUGAAGUAUAGCACAAUUGUCUCUGCCUGUGUCUCUGGUCUUUUUCUUCCCGUUCCACUUCGUUCUCUUUGCUGUGGCUAAAUUAAUCUUGAAACAACACUAAACAAACAAUUCUUCCAUGCUUAGUUUCAGGAUGACCGAUAAUACUGAUUAUGCAUGCUCUUGAACAGCACUGGAUCCUACAGUAGCUAAGGGACAAACAUCAUUUAGCUUCUAUUCAUAACUUUCCCACCGACUCAUGAUGUACCCUAAGCAAACCAUUUAACUCUUUUGGGACACCAAUAAUUUUUCAGGGCUACUGUAUUUCCUCUAUGUCAUCUCUCUUCUAAGCCAAAACGUCAAGAACUACUCAGUUGUCCCUGGAAUAGAAAUUGUCUCAUACCUUUUGGUCAUUCUUUCAUUGAUCCAGAUAUGUUUUAUUCAAAUACAAGUUAUCAUCCAGAAAGACUUUCAGUCUUGAUUUAAAACUCCAAAUAACAGAGAAUUGUCCAGUGCACCUGAUAAUUUGUUUCCUCAGUGUUAAAGAUUAUCCCUAAUUAAACAUUUGUUGUUUCAGCUUUCAGCCACUGGUUUUUGCUAAAUCCUGUUGUAUUGAAGAGUUCUUCAUUAUUCAACAUUGCUUUUCUGCUCAGCAGCAUAUACACUGGAUCAAAUUGCUUCUUAGCAAUUAGCUCCACCUUAGCUCUAUUUAGUUUACAUGUCAUUAUAAGACAUCCUUUCUCUCCUGAAAUCAUACUUACGAUUCAUCUCUGUACCUUCUCCAAUCAUAAAUAUCCUCCCUAAAUUGUACAAAUCAAAGCUGUACUCCAUGGCAGUGUUAAAGGGUGACCUACGGGGAGAGCACCACAUCCCUGCCUCUCUACAUACUUCUCCCUAAUUGCACUGUCCGUGUCUACAAGGGCAUCAUUCUUACUAUUUGCAUGCCUCCAGUGUCCAUGUGUUAUCAUUCCUCAUUUUUUCUUGGUGUUACUCUUUUCCACUAUACAGCUCCCUGGUCCCAGAGCUGUGAACUGCGAUCUUAGCUCUUAGGCUUAUCGCUUUGAACUUGGUCGUAUUAAAAAACCUUAAUGUGAAUACACCAACCUUCCUAAGCCACUGUUUGCUCUGUCUAGCUGCUUUAUACUCAUGGUAAUUUACAUCUUGGACAAUCUCUGUGUCACUCAGAAAUGCUAUCAGUGAUGAUUUUACAUUUACAGAAAGGCUAAGAUAAAGCAAAAUUAAAAAUAACACAAAUCACUAAAAAUCUGACUCCAACAGUACAUCAUGAAGGUGAACCAGGGAAAAGAAAGAUCCAAUUUACUGAUGAUUGCAGACAUCCCCAGCUAAUGCUGACCUGAUUUCGUAAGUGCCUGCUAUGCAUCACAGCUCAAAAGUACAUAUCCUGCUUCUGGACCAACACUGGCCCAGACAACUGAAAUGUCUCUGUAUUUAGUGGCACUAGACUUGACUAAGAUCUUUAUCAAAAUGUCACAGUGGUAGAUCAAAUACUUUGUGAAACACAUUGUGAAAUAUGUUCCAACACUAAUCUGUAGGAAACAGACUUACAACCUUUACCAAUAAAUUAAAUUGGAUUUAUCAACAAGACAAUGUUGAUAAAAACAAAAAUUAUUGCCAAUUAUUGACUUAUUUAUGACCUGGCUAAGUAUCAGCUUUUGUACUGUGCUACUUGGGACUGGUGUCACGUUAACCAUAACACAGCUAGCUAGGUCAUCCUGCUUGCUCUGCUUAUUUAAUUUUCUUUCCUUAAACAUUGGCACAAUACUAUGAGUCUUCUGAAAUGUCACUGAAAUGCUAGGAGGUAUUACAAAUGAGAUCUCUCUUGACAGUUCUGGUAGAACUCUUUAGUAUAGGUUAUCUGAGCCUGCUGCUUUAAAGUUAUUAAUGUUACUUAUGAUGAUGAACCUCAUCUUUAAUUACUUGCAGACUGAAAAGGAUUUCGUCAUCCUUCUGUAAUACAAAUACUUCAUCCUGCAUAUAUUUCAAUAAUAAGCAUUAUUAACAAAACUUGCCCACUGUAUCUUGUGCCAUUGCACGGCUUUCUUUGUCAGGUUACUCAGUUGCUUUCACCUUCAGUUUAGUUGUGCCAGACACAAUUCCCUAUAGUACCUUUAGAGUCCUGACUUUGUUUUUAUAGCUCAUAAUUCUCCAUGGAUAUUGUUUGCGAUAUAGCUUCCUUUUUGAAAAAAAAAAUAAUAGGCAUCAGUAAUUAUGACAUUUCUGUUGCAUUUUUCAUGUGCAGGUUUCACUCAGAGCAUUUUAUAAAUAUUCAUUAAUCUUCAAAAUAUACCUGAGAGGAAAAUAAGUAGUGAGAAGGAAACCGAGUCAGUGGGAGAGAGUCAGUAAGAGACUUAUCUGAUCAUUGUUAAGUAUUGCAGAACUAGGACUAGCACAGACAAGUUCUGUUUCAGAACCUUAUUUCACACUGCAAAUGGAGUUGCGCUUUGCAAGGUGAUCCUUGGGCAAAAGUUAUGCCAAAAUUAUGAAAGAGAUUUUAUAAAACACAAUAUUGCCAAAACCCGAGUAUCCAAAAAAUAGAACGUUAUUAAAAAAUGCAUUUCCAUGUACCUUGAAGGAUAACAAAAUUAUAAAAAUAAUAAUUGAUAGAUUAUUUAAGACAAAUAAUGUCAAAACAGGCUAAUUUCCCUUUCUGAGAGACAACCAGCCUGCAGAAAAAGGGAAAGCUGUAGAUGAGAUACAGCUUUUUUAGGGUUUUGAUAACAUUUGAUGUAACAUUCUGAUAAUCAAAAUGAUAAAACCAAAGUGCAAACGAAAUUACCAUAACUCAGGUGCACAACUGGUUAAAAAAUAUAUUAAAAUAUUACUGUGAGUAUGUUUUCAUUAAACUCAGACAGGUCUUCUGUUAGGAACCACAGAGGGUCCAUUCUGAUUCUAGUCAACACUUUUGUUUACUCAGACAAUGAAGUAGAUUUUGCAAGCACUUUGAAGGACGAGAUUAGAAUAACAAGGAUCUUUCUAACGAGAGAACUAGUCUGAGCUUCCAAGGUAAAAUUCUGAAAAGGGAGAUGAAAAAUGCUUGCACUGAGAAAAGAUAAAUCAAGGAAAAAAAAAGUCAUCCAAGGAAAUACAUGGCAAAGGAACAGCAAAGCAGCCAAAGACCUGGGAUGCGUAGUAGCAACCUAUGCCAUUUACAGUUGAAAUGAAGUUUAAUCUUUUAAGGCUUCAGUGUACGCAGAGCCCUGGAAGUCCUGACUCAUAAAGCAAGCAGAUGCAGGACCUGAGGACAUCCUACUAACAGUUACUCAAAGUUCAUGACGUAUCUUACAUUCCAUGAAGGCGCUGCUUCUGGAAUGACCCCACUGCAUACACAGGCUGUGGAAUGUGGUGGGUAUCAGGCAGAGUUUAACUCUAUCUAUCUUCUCAAUGAAAUCAGCUCACCAGCUCUGUCAAUGCAAGUGCAAUACAUUCCAGGAGAGCAAACAUGCUCCUGGUAUAUAUCUAAUGACUAUAUAAAA
Chroicocephalus ridibundus (black-headed gull) is the source of this 5572-nucleotide messenger RNA. RefSeq names its product riboflavin-binding protein. The transcript has 6 exons. Gene Ontology annotation, cellular component: external side of plasma membrane. The record is from RefSeq and is a predicted model, not a curated record. Bases 44 to 760 code for a protein of 238 amino acids. Lineage: Eukaryota; Metazoa; Chordata; Aves; Charadriiformes; Laridae. Gene Ontology annotation, molecular function: riboflavin transmembrane transporter activity; signaling receptor activity; riboflavin binding.